Molecule: messenger RNA, 1996 nt
Organism: Sesamum indicum (sesame)
Lineage: Eukaryota; Viridiplantae; Streptophyta; Magnoliopsida; Lamiales; Pedaliaceae
Product: Metallo-hydrolase/oxidoreductase superfamily protein
Cellular component (GO): plastid
Source: RefSeq, a predicted model, not a curated record
CUUGAGUAUGGAUAAUCCGAUUCCUUGAGUUUCAGUAGUUGCUUCUUAGCACGCAUUUCAACCUAACAAGUACGGCUAAUUAGUGUAGUGCAACUACCACUUUCAAUUCUUACAGCCUCUUUAAACCGCAGCACAGACUCACUUGUCUUCAACCAAAUGAGAAAUGGGGACUGAAAAGGUGAAAUUGGCGGUGAUUAUCCAGAACCCAUCCAACAAGGAAGAUUUUCUCCUAACAAAGCAAACGCCACCCCCGAAAUUCAACGACCCUGAGUAUGAUUUAUAUCAGGAUUCUGAUCUUUGGGACUUGCCCUCUGCACAAUUAUCACUUCUUGAUAGCCCGUUGAGUAGUUCUCAAGUUCAAAUUGGAGCUGAGGACAAUUCCUUGUUGGAAUUCUUAAGUGGGUUUGAUCUUGAUUCAGCUAUUAAUCAGGUGCUUGGGCAAGUGGGAUUUCUGAAAGCCACCAAGGUAAAGUGGAAUGUCUCAAAGGUCGUAGAGGAACCUGAAUUUGGACCUGGUGUACCAGUUAAGACCGUGUAUAUUGUCGGAGAAUUAGAACCCAAUGCUGCGAUGUCAGAAGAUUGCUGGAAGUGGAGGAACACCAAAGACUGUGCGGAUUUGCUUCUGGAAGCAAAGCUUCAUAAUGAUCGUAUAGGGCCAUUAGUUUUUGUUGGUCUUCUGAAUGAUUCAAUGGAAAUUACGAACUUGAACAUUCCUGCCACCUUGAGAUCUCAGGAAUAUCCUCCUGGUGUUAAACUUGUUCCCAUGAGAAGCAGAACAGCGAAGCCUUUCCACACCACAAAUUUAGUUGUGUUUGUGCCUGGGACUAGCUAUGAUGGCUUGGGUGGUGAUAAUUUUAUUGCUAGUGGAGAUGCACUCAUCAUAGAUCCUGGAUGCAACUCUGCUAUGCACAAAGAGCUGGAACACAUUGUUACUGCACUCCCACGGAAGUUGGUCGUGUUUGUGACCCAUCAUCAUCAUGAUCACGUCGAUGGUCUCUCCAUCGUUCAGAAGUGCAAUCCUGAUGCUACUCUCUUGGCUCACGAAAACACCUUUCGACGAAUUAGUAAAGAUGAUUGGUCUCUGGGAUAUGUUCCAGUUCUGGGAUCUGAAGAAAUCUGUAUUGGUGGUCAACGUUUGAAACUCAUUUCAGCUCCAGGGCAUACAGAUGGACACAUGGCAUUGGUUCAUGCAGCUACUAACUCAUUGAUAGUUGGAGAUCAUUGUGUUGGCCAAGGAAGUGCACUCUUGGACAUUACUUCUGGUGGAAAUAUGAGUGAUUAUUUUCACACGACAUACAAGUUUAUGGAGCUAUCCCCACAUGUACUGAUUCCUAUGCAUGGUAGAGUUAAUAUGUGGCCAAAGCACAUGCUCUGUGGGUAUCUUAAAAACCGCAGAAAUCGAGAAGCUACUAUCUUGAAAGCUAUACAAGAAGGAGCCAAAACAUUGUUUGACAUUGUUGCAUAUACAUAUGCUGAAGUUGAUCGCAGUUUAUGGAUUCAUGCUGCAUCAAAUGUGAGGCUCCAUGUCGAUCACCUUGCCCUGCAGAAUAAAUUACCGGAGGAAUUCUCGGUGCAGAGAUUUCAUUCAACCUGUAAACUGAAUUUCUUUUCUCGUUGGAUAUGGGAAUAUCUACGCAGUACUCUCUCCAUAAAGCAUCAUCAUUUACAGAUAGUUCAAUUUCUAGGAGCAGGGGCGGUGGCAGCCAUUGCUGUGUUUGUACUCCGAUGGAGAGGUGCUUAGCUCAAAGAAAAGGGCGUAAGCAUAUUCAGAAGAAAGCAUAAGAAUAUCAGUACAGUAUGCUCUGUUGUAUCAUCAAUAAGACUUGCAAAAAAAGUUUCAUUCAACUUGUUUCCAUCAAAUAGAUCAAUGAAAGGAUCUCGUGAGAUACCAGUAUUAUUAGUUAGUAGCAUUAUCAAUACAGAAAGCCCUUAUAAAUUGUUCUGCCCCUCCCCCCCUAUAGUAAAACAUAAUUAGAUUGAUAUGUUGAAUGGGGCA